Guillardia theta CCMP2712 is the source of this 642-nucleotide messenger RNA. RefSeq lists its product as hypothetical. Gene Ontology annotation, molecular function: protein-folding chaperone binding; ATPase activator activity. Gene Ontology annotation, cellular component: cytosol. The record is from RefSeq and is a predicted model, not a curated record. The transcript is spliced from 8 exons. Bases 1 to 642 code for a protein of 213 amino acids. Gene Ontology annotation, biological process: positive regulation of ATP-dependent activity; protein folding. NCBI's taxonomy places the organism in Eukaryota, Cryptophyceae, Pyrenomonadales, Geminigeraceae.
AUGGCAGCGGUUUCUCAGUCCAGUACAAACCCUGAGGACACGAGCGAGGGCAACGCAAACGCUCGCCCUCUGGCCGAGAAGUCGUCAUAUUACUAUGCCCACAAUCAGGUCCGGUCAGACUCCCCAAAGACUUUGGUGGGCGCCACGGAGAUCUACAAUCAUAAGGCACUGGAUGCAGAACAGGUAGCAGAACUGGAAAGGCAGGCUAGUCAAACGCUAGAGUCGGGGCACAGCUCAUGGAACAAGGGAGGGACAUGGGAGGAGAAGGAUUACACCAAGUGGGCAGAGCAGAGACUGAAGGAGCUUCUUCCAAAGAUUGCAUCCCCCAAGGGCCUCGUAACCUUCAAGGAGGUGUCGAGUAUAGACGAUUGCCAUGCAGCCAACGUUUUCUCCCGUGGGAAGAAAAAGUCGGUCAUCGAGAUCGAAAAGAUCAAGUUGGGCUGGAAGGUGGAAGGGGGGGAGGCCAAAGGGAAGUUGGAGAUUACAGAGGUGUCAUCAAGCGCUCUGAGCGAGCUGCACCUAUCUGUGAAAGUGGACAAGGCAGGAAACAAUCAAGCCGAGAUUGAUGCUGAUCUCAAGGCUUGCAAACCCGCCAUUCUCGACGUCAUCAAUGCGAUUGUCGAGGAGCUGGCCUCGAAGUAG